Molecule: messenger RNA, 6194 nt
Organism: Anguilla rostrata (American eel)
Lineage: Eukaryota; Metazoa; Chordata; Actinopteri; Anguilliformes; Anguillidae
Gene: npffr2a
Product: neuropeptide FF receptor 2a
Exons: 4
Coding region: 328-1605 (425 amino acids)
Biological process (GO): G protein-coupled receptor signaling pathway; regulation of MAPK cascade; regulation of cAMP-dependent protein kinase activity
Cellular component (GO): plasma membrane
Molecular function (GO): opioid receptor binding; neuropeptide receptor activity; peptide binding
Source: RefSeq, a predicted model, not a curated record
GACCAUCCCCUAUCCGUGACGCUAAAACGUGCAUCAUCACCAGAGAAGGAUGUCUUUUUUCCUUUACUGGUUGCAGUUAGUCGGUUUUAUAUGCGAGGCAAUGCAGGAGCCGGACGUUUUGCCUUAGGAAACAUGUCGAAAGAAACAUCAGUGCUCGAAGACGUCUUGCAAUUUAUGAAAAACCUUUAACUUUGACCAACAACAACUUUUUUUGCUUUAGUUUUUUAUCACCUUGAGAAAAGAAUCAACAUUUUAUGUAUUGUUAAUUUGUUUUACCUGAGUACAGGUGUAAUAGAAGCGCACGUGGCAGAUUGCCUAAGGUCUAAAAUGAAUCAAAGACCGGAUUCAAACCUGACGCUGGCGGAGGGCGAAAACUGGACUUUACCCAACGCGUCCCGGGAAUAUGUCGGCCCGCGGUACAACAUCACAUACGUGGGAUUUUACCUUCAUCAGCCGCCGGUCAUGGCGGUCUUCAUCGUUUCCUACCUGCUGAUUUUCCUGGUGUGCAUGGUCGGGAACGGGGUGGUGUGCUUCAUCGUGCUCCGCAGCAAGAACAUGCGCACGGUCACCAACCUCUUCAUCCUGAACCUCGCGGUCAGUGACCUUCUCGUGGGGAUUUUCUGUAUGCCCACAACACUGCUGGACAACAUUAUAACGGGAUGGCCCUUUGGGAGUUUGGUGUGCAAAAUGAGUGGGAUGGUCCAGGGAAUUUCUGUGUCAGCGUCUGUUUUCACUCUGGUUGCAAUUGCCGUGGACAGGUUCAGAUGCAUUGUAUACCCUUUCAAGCAAAAACUAACAAUAUCAACCUCUACCCUGAUCAUCGUGAUUAUCUGGGUCUUGGCUAUUUCGAUCAUGUGUCCCUCUGGGGUCAUGCUACAAGUGACCAAGGAACAGUCCAUCCGGGUGUUUCUCGGGGAUGGAAACAGGACGAACCCUUUUUACUGGUGCAGGGAAAACUGGCCGAACCAAGAGAUGCGAAAGAUCUACACCACCGUUCUCUUUGCCAACAUUUACCUCGCCCCCCUUUCCCUGAUAGUGAUUAUGUAUGCACGUAUCGGCAUCACGCUUUUCAAAACGGCGGUGCCUACGGGCGGGAAGCCCGGCCAAGAGAACCGCCAGGCCGUGUCAAAGAAGAAGCAGAGAGUCAUUAAGAUGCUGCUCAUCGUGGCUUUGCUUUUCAUCCUUUCCUGGCUGCCCCUCUGGACCCUAAUGAUGCUGAGUGACUACGCCAGCCUCACCGAACAUCAGUACAGGGUGAUCAACAUCUACGUCUAUCCCUUCGCGCACUGGCUGGCCUUCUUCAACAGCAGCGUCAACCCCAUCAUCUACGGCUUCUUCAACGAGAACUUCCGAAGGGGCUUCCAGGCGGCUUUCAAGUUCCAGCUGUGCUCGGCGGACAUGGGCCGCAGAAAGACGUACUCGCACAGGAUCCAGGGGAACGCCGUGCUCCCGGCCAACCCGAUGGCCUCCACGGAGCCUGUGUCUCUCAACAGCCUCGAGAACAACAGCACCAAGAGGAACAACCACGUGAACGAGCAAGACUUGGUCAUGGAAGACCUGGAUAAGGUAUCGAGAAGCAAUGGCGUAGAAAGCAGUUCGCUAUAAUAGGGGGUGCCCACAUGACCACCAAACGUAAUCGCUAAAUCAAAGGUCCAUUUUUUUUGCAGAUUUUGCUAACCGGUGCCAUGCUCAAACAGGAAUGCUUUAAUUUUGAGGGUCUUAUGCAAACACACUGGAUAUGUUAAGCAUAUGUACUUACCUUACAAAUAAAUGCAAUGGUUAUUUUGGUGAUUGCUGAACUUGCCAAAUUAUAAUUUUUAAUGAUCUAUUUUUUUAUUUAUAUUUUACAAACAGAACAAGAACUUAAUUGCCCCUAACACCCCUCCCCUCCCUUCCCUUUCCCCAGCAGUCUCCCUACCAAAUCCAUACCUCUUUAAUUAAUACAGUUCACACGCAUUUCAGAUAGGGUAGGGUUCAAACAAUAUUAAAAUCUCAUUUAACCCUUUGAAGAGUAUGUUUAUUGGAAUGUUUUUCAGUGUUUCAGUGUUUUGUCAGUGUUCUAGAACUCCAUUGCUUUCAGUUACCAGUAGUGAUUGUUACAUCAGCAUUAGAAUGUUCAGUUAACAACAUUCUAAUCUCAUAUUUGUGAUCUUAGUCAGUAAGGGCAGGCAUACAUUUUACAAGUUAUGGGCUUUUUUCUGAUUGAGACCAGAUCGUCAGAAAAAUAUUAGGUCUUAAUGUCGCAACUCGCAAGGUAUGAGAUAGUGUUCCAAACCGGGUGGUUUACUGGCUCUCGAUUGCUUUUUGACAUGGGGUGCUGCGGGUUGAAUUCGUCAGGUGUAUGAGGUCAUGCAAUCAGAUUCUGUAUGUAAUUCCCGUUGACCUACGGUGCUUUGCCGACUGUAUCAGAUCUGUAAUGUUACUCUAUGGCUUCAGUACAUUUGUGGACAAGUCUGCAUCCAUAGCUAAUUAUUGCUACAUUUUUUUUGUGAACUAUAAUGAAUGCCAGUUCAUACCGUACAGAAUGUCUGCAUAAGUUCUCCAAGUUAAAGUGCAAGGCAGGGAUGUCCAAUAGUAUCUAGAAAGGCUGGUGUGGGUGCAGGUUUUUGUUUCAUUCCAGCACUAAGACACCUGAUUCUACUUAUCAAGGUCUUAAUUAAAGAUCAUGAUUAGUUAAUUAUGUUCAAGCCAGUGUCAUAGUGCUGGCUAACAACGAAGAUCUGGACCCACACUGGUCCUUUUCAGAUAAGAAUGGACACCCCUGGUGUAAGAAUUAAAAUGUGUCUGAAUGAACGCAUUGCAAGAGAACACAAAUGCAAAUGUGUUUCAGUGCAAUUCUCAUUUGUAUAAUGGAUUUUAUGUCCACCAGUGGCUCAGCUAUUUAGCAGCUGAGUGACACUCGUUUUAUAUAUAAAAUCAGUAUCAAUUGAUUUUUAGUUUCCUCAGGAUCAUUUUCAUGUGUCAUAUGCUCUAGCAAUUAUGUAAAUCAAAAUAAUUAUGUUCAUUUAACCAUUAUUAAAAGACCAAAGCUAAACAGAAUAUUAAAUAGAGUCAUCAAUUUUAUUUUACUUUCUCUGAUGGAAAACUAGAGCAAUACAUUUGUUUAUGUGUUUCAGUAACUUGCAUUAUAUUGGGUUGUUAAUGCAUUUAGCAUGGUUUGAACACCAACAUAAAAUUUACUAUUGUUGCUGAGAAUUGUUUCUUUGCUUCAGAAUAGCAAUACUUGGCUGAGUGGUAAGCUUUUUAUGGCAAUACUAAAAACCACGUUUCACCUCAAACCAAUAGCAUACGCCUAUAAAGCUCAUAGCACAGUCAGAUAAAAUGGUACUCAUGCCAUUUACGAGGCUAGCAACAUGUUCUGUAACAUUUAUUUGAAAUAAAUCUUGAUUAUAACGAUGCAGGAUCAGAUAUUUGGCAGGUGUUAUAGCUGAAUUUUUUUUUGUUCAGCUAUAAUUUUCGGUAUUACUGGCUUAAAUUAUUCAAGCCCCAAAUAUGGAUGAAAAUGAACCAAUUAAAUAAAAUAAUCUCAGCAGAUGGUGGCAUUUAGUGCUUUUGCUUGUAUGGUGCAUAUUACUGGCAUAAUUCAUCAACAGGACUCCUAUUAGGAUUUUGAGAGCUUUAUAGAAACACAGAGCUUGUUUAUUUAUAUCAAUUCAGUACAUAUAUUCAUAUCUAUUCAUCUUUAUGACAUCUUUCAAUUAAUGCUGUAGAGAGAACUAUUUAGAUAAUAUAAUAUAUAUAUAAUAAAGAUCAGUUAAUUUGACAGAAAAAUGCUCCCCCCAGUACAUUUUUCACUGAGGCUAUAUGUAAUGUAACGGGUUUUUACGGUAUGUAUCAAAAGACUUGCUUCAUUAAUAAUGGAGAGGAAUAGAUGUGAAUGUGACCAGAAUUACCCAAACUGAUUAUGCUAGUACUGCUUUACCACUGCAUUACACAGUGACAGAGGUAUUCACUGUGUCAUCUGACUGACAAUUGAGCUCAGCGAAGCCCUCUCUGAAAAACAUCUGACUGGAAUUUUUAAAGAACAUUUAUGAAACCACCAAUACACAGCCCAUCUGUUUUAUCCGAUUACCCAAAUUAUGAUGCAAAAGGCAUCGCAGUUUUUAAAAUUGAUUUUUGUCUCUUGAGUAAUUUCAAAUAUAUGAGGCCACAUGUUCCUAUUGACAGAUUGCUCUACUUGUGUAUGCCCUGGUCUUUACUUAUUUCAGCACUGUAGAAUUAACUUGGGCAUUGCCCACUGAAUUUCACACCUUUUAUAAAGAUGAACAGAAAAGAUUGUAUAAAAUUAAUAAUACAGUAGGACUGAGCUGUAUUUUAAUUCUCAAAAGUUAAAAAUACUUUACUGUAAUAAUGAUUCUGUGGAGUCAACUGAAGUAACACUUCUAAAAUCACAUAAUUAUGUCCCAAAAAAUGUCAUUCCCCUCACUUCACAUGGAUUAGCCUACCUAAUCACCAUCUAGUGUUUUAUCAGAUCUGUAAAAAUAUUUGAGGGGAAGCUUGAUCAUUCCUCCAUAUAUCAAGCCAUCCCCCAAUCCCCCGAAAAAGUAUAUCGGCCCCCACUUUGUGGAAAUUGAAAACAGUGAUAUAAACCUGUCACUUCUGAAGUUUAAUGGCUGCAUUUUCAAUCUCGUAUCGUACCUUUCACAUUGUUAUCUUGAUGUCUGGCAGUGUCGUGUGAAGGCAUGAUGAGGCCUGAUCUGGAGAGAUGAUCACAGCAUCUCUCCAGAUCAGAAUGAUAGAAGGACAGUUAGAAAAUGGAAGGACAGUCGGAAGGCUAUUUAUUAAACCCCCUAAGAGCUUGUGCUGUUCUUGGUAAGCCCUCAGAAAUAACUUGAGUCUGAGGGAGGAAUGUCUUUAAGUGAGACAAAGUCGCUGGAUUGCUAUCACUGGGAAGAAUUAAGAGUGUCUUAAUAUUGGCCUGCAUCUGAAGCAGUUUUCUUGCAUUGUAGCAUUUGUCUAUUGCCAGUUCUAUAGUGGUUCAAAUCUUAAUGAUCAACCCUUUUCAGUAAAAUCAAAUACAGUACAUGCAUGUGCGAAGUGUUGACUGUGUGCAUGGUGAACUUGAAAAAAGCUCACCAAAACAAGCAUCAUUUUCUAAAAGUAGCACAGAGACAUUAAUAAUAUUUAUUCUUUAUGCGUACAUGAACUUCUCAUGCGAUGGUUUGCAUCUUCUUUAUUUGUGCUGGCCUUUGUUUACAUAAAAAAAUAAAAUAAAAUAAAGAAUUGCAUCGGCAAUGUAUCCAAAGAUCACAACAUCAGAACAGAAACCAUUUGAGUAAUUUCAUAGGCAGCCUGAGAGAAGGCAACCAUCAUAUGCAAAGAGUGUGUGAAGAAUAGUUUGAUGCACUAGGUGCACAGGACUUGAAUCACAAACAAAGGCACUACAGUGCUCUGAAAGCAGAAUACGGGGCUUCUCUGAUAAAGGCUUUAAUUAAAAUGGGCCAUUUACUGCGGGAAGACAUAGCUCAGGAGGUAAGAGCGAUUGUCUGGCAGUCGGAGGGUUGCCGGUUCAAACCCCGCCCUGGGCCUGUAGAAGUGUCCUUGAGCAAGACACCUAACCCCUAACUGCUCUGGUAAAUGAGAGGCAUCAAUUAUAAAGCGCUUUGGAUAAAAGUGCUAUAUAAAUGCAGUCCAUUUCUCACAAGUUUUUGUUUUUCUUGACAAACCCAGUGUGGCAAGUUCAACUAUCACCUAAAUGGCUGAAACAGCUAUAUUGCCUGUGUUUAUUUGUAUGUAAAAGCUAAAUAAGAAUGUUGAUCAUCAUGCAUCUUGGCAAAAAUCAGAUUUAGAAAUGAGGGAUUGUGUUAUUUUUAUGAGUUCAAAUUCAGAGACUGUUUAACAGCUGUGCCAUAACAAGAAACUUUUAUUUUAAGAAAGUGUCCUGAUCAGCUAUCUUAAAAUAUGAUGUGACAUUAAAGAAUUAAAGUACCUGAUAAAUGCUCAUAAGGGUAUCACUACACACUAAUGAACAGAGCUGUGAAAUACCAGGGACAAACUAGGUAUAGCAUUUCUUCAUAAUCAGAGGUAAUUCCUCAUACUGGAUCACAGUGCAUGUGGUUUAAAUUUGGAGUGAAAGACAGAAUGUCAGAAAUGGGAAUUGAUGUUUCCAAAGAGCAGAGAGACUGUGGAUAUUUUAAGAAGCCAAGAUGACUCAACAAGCGAGGCAAGUGGUAUCCUUCUCAAGCACACAAUCG